AGAUUCAGUUGAGCAUAAACAUUUCUACGGUGCGGUGGCUAAUCGAAUAGGUGGCUAAAAAGAAUUAGAUGCGUUUCACCGCGUGCUACUAACGAGACUCAUAAACAAAGAUCAAGUGUUAUAUUGCCAAGUGUCAGCCAAAAGCUAAACAAAACUCAAGUUAUCCAACGUGCAGCAUGCCGUAUGCUGAAACAAGCUAACAACAAAUUGAACAACCUACAAUCGAGCAACAAACAAAUAGGAUCUUCAGGAUUUACCUAUCGCACCCACAUACCUCAGAAACAAAAUAACAAAAACAAUCUACAACAAAAUGUCGAUCAACUACCAAUACCACAACUACAACAGCAGCACGCGCUACGAGAUGGCCGUCGAAAUAGCCAACAUUGCAGUUGAUGAGUUUAAGAGCCAUCAUCUCUCUCGCAAUUAUUCGGGUCUGGUGCAGCGCUACUACCAGCUUGUCGAGGAGGAUUACGGCGAUCCCCGCGCCGAGCGUUUUCCCCUAAUGGAGCAUCCCUUGUUCACAUUCGGUCUGGUCGCCAUUUACCUAUCCUGGGUGCUGGUCCUGGGCCCACUGUUCAUGAGGGAUCGCAAACCAUUCCAGCUGCGACGCACUCUCGUCAUUUAUAAUGCUUUCCAGGUGCUGCUAAGCGGUUAUAUGUUUUAUGAGCACCUAAUGGCAGGUUGGCUGAGCUACUACAAUCUAAAGUGUCAACCGGUUGACUAUUCAGAUGGGCCCAACUCGAAGCGGAUGCUCAACCUGUGCUACAUUUACUAUCUAUCCAAGCUGACCGAGUUCGCCGACACUGUGUUCUUUGUGCUGCGCAAGAAAUCAUCGCAAAUCACGUGGCUGCAUGUCUAUCAUCAUUCGGUGACACCGCUUGAGACCUGGGUGCUGGUCAAAUUCUUGGCAGGCGGCAACGCGACAUUCCCCAAUCUGUUGAACAACUUUGUGCAUGUGUGCAUGUACUUCUACUACAUGAUGUCCGCCAUGGGACCCGAGUAUGCCAAAUUCUUGUGGUGGAAGAAAUACAUGACAGAGCUGCAGAUCGCGCAGUUCGUGCUUUGCAUUGUGCACACAACGAGGGCUCUCUUCAGCAAUCAGUGCCAGUUCUCCAAGUUCAUAUCGACGCUGCUGCUGCUGAAUUCAUCCAUAUUCUUCUGCCUCUUCAUGAACUUCUAUAUGCAGAGCUACAGGAAAUCCAAGGCGCAGCAGGAGCAGCAGCAAAAGCUGGCAGCGGCAGCGGCAGCUGAUAACAACAACAAUAACAACUGCAAUGCCAAGGGACUGCAGGAGGAUCUGGCGCUGUCACAUAAGCUGAAGGCGCACUAAAUCUCUACUUCCAUAUCAAUCAAAGAAGAAGACAGACGAUAAAAUACUUCCAAGCGCUGCUCGCGUAUUAAAAUUUGUAUAAUACGAUAGAAAUUGGUGUUGGUUUAAAGCGGACAGAGCAGACGGCUAAGGAAAAUGUGGAAGUAGCUUGGUACAAAGGUUUUAAUGUAAUUAAAAUGGGCAGCCAUACAUGAUUAGCUAGAACUGCACAAAAAAAUGCAACAAAGCACUCAAGCCUGAGCCUAGCACGCAAAAGGGUUAACGUUUUGUAAAUGUAAAGUUUAUAUUUUUGACCAUAUAUAUAAUUUUAGCUUGAUUGCUUGUCAUUGAAUUUUGCUCUAGAAGAACUGGGUCAAUUUUUACGAUCUUAAGACUAAGUGUAAGUCAUUUAAUUAUAGAACCUCGAAGAUGCGCCUUAUAUAUUUAAGUUGCUCGUGUGGCAAUGCUAGCCAUUAAGUGUUAAUUAUAAUGUGUAAAGAGAUGAGUUUUGUAAAUAGAUUUCGUAUGUGUUAAAUGUUAAAUAUUUGUAGCCACUAAGCAUAGCCUAAGUCAACUAGUCUUAGUUACAAAAUGCGAACGAACAAACAGAGCAAUAAUAAAAGUUAAGACAAAUAUAAAACUA
This is a messenger RNA of Drosophila grimshawi, 1952 nucleotides long. RefSeq names its product elongation of very long chain fatty acids protein 1. Gene Ontology annotation, cellular component: endoplasmic reticulum membrane. Bases 311 to 1330 code for a protein of 339 amino acids. Lineage: Eukaryota; Metazoa; Arthropoda; Insecta; Diptera; Drosophilidae. The transcript is spliced from 6 exons. The record is from RefSeq and is a predicted model, not a curated record. Gene Ontology annotation, molecular function: fatty acid elongase activity. Gene Ontology annotation, biological process: fatty acid elongation, saturated fatty acid; sphingolipid biosynthetic process; very long-chain fatty acid biosynthetic process.